AUGGCGGUCGCGCUGGUUGCGACACCGCCCAUGCUGGUCGCGGAGAGGCUCACCUCAAAGCCUGGGCCAGUCCGGUGUCAAGUUCCCAACAGAGGCGCGCCGUCUACAACCGCGUUGGCAGGCUCUGUUGUGUUGGCAGGCGUCUUUACGAGGCGCAGAACGAGCACCUGGACGUCCCCGGUGGUGACGAGGGCAAAGGUCAAGCAGACGCGCAAAGGCCGCGACACCCCAGAGGAUGGCACCUCCUGGCGAAGCCAAAUCGGCCAUGUAACCCGCAUCGGGCCAGAAGGACGCAGCAGGCUGCAUCCUGGGGCAAAGCACCCAAGCCCGAUCGCCUCCGCCGGUAAAGUGGGCUUGCCCUCGGCACCCUCUGCUCACAGAGAUGGCUAUGCCGAUCCAAAGGAUCGAGGUCCAAGGUUUAGCACCUUGCCGCCACCUCCAGACAAGCCAUAUACGCCACAUUAUGGGGCUUUGCAGCCUGCCUUGAGGAGUCGGCUUGACAACACCCAAGACAUUCGCCUUGAAGGCUCCAUGGGGGAAGUCCUGCCCGAGACCGCUGACACGAUUUGCUUCGUUCCUGAGCCCUAUGUCCGUGCACAACGCCCAGACCAGCGUGUGCGCUCCACUGCAGCAUUGUCCGACAGUGAGGCUAUUUCGGACACUCUGGAGAAGGCCGGCAUUUGGUUUCGGCCGGUGCCGACGAGGGAGGAGCAUUUUCGUGAAAUGAGUGACGAUGAACUGCGAGAGCGACUGCGGGAUGUUGCGGAGCUCGUGUCGGGAUCUCGCAGGGACUUGCUGAAGCGACUUUACGGCAAGAAGUCGAAUGUCACAUCCUGGACGAAAGCCGAAGUGGAGACCGAAUGCUAUCGAUUGGGAUUGGAGGUACUGGAAAAGAAGGCAGACAAUGUGGUGAACAUCAAGAAUGCGCAGGAGUGGCAGCAGAUUUGCAACCUCAGCGAUGAAGACUUGGCGUACGAGUUGUCUUAUCGUGGCCUGGACUCGGAGGAUCGUGAAUCUGACGAGGAAUACCUUCAGAAACCUGGCGGUAAUGAUCCUUGCCAUGCUGCACAACUAGAAUGGGUGGUCGCGCUGACUCCGUGGAGGGAUCACUGGAGUGCUGCUUCAGCGCUGGGAGCACUGGCACCACUCAGCCGCUCCGGAGUGUCCUCGACGGAGAUGAACACACGACAGGCCGAGUUCUUCGACCAGCCAGACGAGUACUUUCGCGUGGUCAUACGUGUGCGCCCCCCGCUGGAUCGAGAGCUUUCAUCGCCGGUUUGGCAGCACGUGGUGUCAGUUACCGGGACUUCCCAGAUAUGUCUCUACGAGACAAUAGCAGAGAUGAACCCUGGUGACAGGGCAAGCGGGACGAGCCAGGUAGUGAACACCCAUACAUUCACGUUCGAUCAUGUGUACGACCAAGUUGCUUCCCAGCCAGAAGUUUACACGAGCACAGCGCGAUCAUCCGUCAUGUCGGCUUUGGAUGGAUACAAUACCACAAUCUUGGCUUAUGGUCCAACCGGUACAGGCAAGACCUACACGAUGGAGGGAUGUCAGGGACAGGAUGGGCAUGGCAUCAUCCCGCGGUCCAUGGAGGACAUCUUCCAGCACAUCCAAGAGGCUCAGAACGGCCACGCAUCCUUCCAGGUCCGAGCAUCUUAUCUGCAGAUCUAUAACGAAGUCAUCUCCGACCUCCUGAAGCCCGACAGGUCGCAUCUCAUGAUUCGUGAAGAUCGGAGGAAGGGCGUUUUCGUUGAAGGUCUCUCCGAGUGGCUCUGCCGGAGCCCUGAUGAGGUGCAGACUUUGAUGGAGCAUGGAUCGUCGGCCAGGGCGACGGCUCAAACAGGUGCCAAUGACACCUCAAGCCGAUCUCAUGCCGUCUUCAUUAUUGUGGUUGAGCAUGAAACAGUGGAGGGCAAACGCACCGGGCGGCUGAACUUGGUGGACUUAGCCGGCUCGGAAAGGCCACGCCUUACAGGCGCCACGGGCCAGCGCCUGGAGGAGACGAAGAAGAUCAAUCAAAGCCUGUCUGCUCUGGGCAACGUAAUUUCAGCGCUGACGGAACGGCGUGGCCCUGUCUGCCGACCCCACGUUCCAUACCGGGACUCGAAGUUGACAAGAUUACUGGAGGAUUCCCUUGGUGGAAACUGCCGCACCACAAUGAUGGCCAUGGUUUCGCCAGCUGCCGAAGCCUUCGCGGAAUCUCUGUCAACCCUGAAAUUUGCCCAGCGCGCAAAAGGUGUCGUCACCACUCCACAGGUGAACGAAGAUCUUGAUCCCCGCACUUUGACCCGGAGGUACGAGGCAGAGAUUCGCCGUUUGCGAAGCGAACUUGCUGAGCGCAGCCAGGAGGUCAAAAGGAGCAUUGGAUCGGACUUCCCUGAGUCUUUCGAUCGGCACAGCCUGCCUUUCGAGUCGAUGGCACCAUUGCGCACGGACCUGGCUGGAAGCCGAGCUUCCAGCGUGUCAGCCGCAAGAGAGCUCACGGCUGUGGAGGAUGACAAGGCGCAGGUGGGUCGAUACAAGCAGCUUCUCUUGAAGCAGCGGGACAUCAUGAUUGCUUUGACGCAGCGCCUGCACGAACGUGAUGAGACCAUCAUCGCGCUGCAGGCAGAGUUGGAUGCGCGCGACCGGCACCUCAACGAGCUGAUGCAGCGCGGAGAGCGACAGGCUCUUCGCCUGGCUGCGGCAGAGAAGGCGCUCCAAGCGUCUUCCAAGGCCAACCUCACGGCCAUCUCGGGUGGCGUCGCCAGAGGCAGUGCUGCCACUUCAGGACCAGGGCUGUUUCCGCGACAGCCGCCACCGGUCGCAGUCCAGACAGCCUUGCCGGAGGCUCCUCCAUCCCCGAAGGCAUCCUCUUCUCGAGCUGCAGAGUUGGAGUAUUUGCCCAGAUACCUGCCAGAAAGUCGGCUCGACUCUCCAACUGCUUCCGACAGGAGCCGCAGAGCCCGUGAACCGAGCACUGCAGGGCCUGGCCUUCUCAGCGCAGACGACAAGGUACUCGAGCUGACUUCACUUCUAGAAGCGCAGCGGCAAGAGAAUCACAGGAUGAAGCUGGAGCUGGAAACUAUGCAAGACUCGAUGCUUCCAUUGCACGGUGCCUCCGUGGCCAGCACAAUGGCUAACAGCUUCAGUCCAGAUGUGCCAGUCCAACGCACCGAUUUGCUCGGACGAUUCCGUGACCGGCAGCCAUGGACGAAGCCUCACAAUGUCAGCGAAGAUGUUCGGCGGCACGGAUGGACACAGCCAACCAUGAAGAGCGACAGCUACAGGGCAAUGAGACCAAGCGUGCUUGCCGGCAAGGCCACGGCAGAAUGCGGGGGGCAGACUGCUCGUUGGAUAUCGCCUUGCAGUCACCAAGCGCAAGGUAGCCUGAGCCUCAUAGCACUUUCCAAACCAACUGGAGAGUUUUUUGCUGGAGCCACCGGCACGAUGCAGAGCCCCAGCCGGUCAUUCUUGUCAGCGAAUGGAGACACUCCGAACCUGCGAGCUGUCAUGGGUGCCGCGCUGGAUGCGUACCUGUGGACAGAAAGGCUCCAGUUUCUUUCUGGCAAUGCUCUCGGCGCACCGCUGACAGAAUGGCAACAGCAGGUCUUUAACGAGGUGGCCAAGAGCGCAGCUGUGCAGUCGAAGGCUGCAGAGCCAGAGCUCUUGGCACUUUUCGAUUCAGAAGAAUUUCGCGCGAACCUUUCCGCUUGCUGCCCAUCAUUUGCAAAAGUGUCGGCCGCAGAGCUCAUGGACAGACUCUCCAAGCAGUUUCAGGUGGCCGAAGUGGCAUCUGGCUUCCCUGCAUUUCAAGAUCCCGCCGAGCUGUUUCCGGAUUCUGCGGGAAUGUCUAUCGACUUUGGAAUGAACGGCACAUUCUUCCUGAGUGACUGGCAGGCGAUCUUGAUGCACUCCACCGUGGAUCCGGAGAAAGUCUGGCAUGGUCUCGUUUCUACCUACCAGGCAUUCCAUGUCAACUCCUCGAGGGGAACAGUGACGAUGGAGCAGUGGCUUGGCGGAUGCACUGGCAACAAGAGUCAGCCUGUCGAGAUGCUGUUGUCAACAUGCUAUGUGGAGCCUCAUUCCUUCAAAGGUCAGGACAGGAUUGUGCGCUACGACUACGAGCAAGGCACAGGUGACGUUUCUGCCAUUUUUUCCAACAAGUACAUUGCGGACAGCACACUUCUAUCUCCAGUCGACAGUGGUAUGUAUGAGAUGAACUGCAUUGACAAGGAGGACUUUGAAUGGGCGCCGCGGCACAACUGCAGUGCUGUAACAGCUUUCAAGCAUCUGGGUACACUCCGGCACCACAAGCACCUUUGGUUGAUCAACCAGGACUUCUGGAAUCGUGUUGGUCUCCUACACACCGCUUUGACAAGGAUGGAGACUCCCUGGGGACGUCAUGCCGUGCCAGCCGGCCGUUUCCUGAACUACUUCGAGGGCGCACUCCUAGGUCAAUUGCAGUUCCCGACAGCAAUUCGCUUCCUCCUCGGUUGCUUUCCAGCGCUCUUCGGCACUGACUUGGGAGUGAAGCUGCAAACAUGGGCGAGGAGCCGCGGUUGGGUCUUGAUUUGGGCACUUGGCCCGAAUGACAAGGCCAUUGUGGGAGAAACUUCAGACUUCAAUUUAGACCUGAUGGCGGGGACCUUGUCGUUCGAAGUCAACAAGCGCUUGAUUGAUCCGCUUGUCUUGUCUGAGACGACGGCUGCUGCAAGCUUAUCCCUGGGCUCCAAUGCAACAGACAAGUUUCACCGGAUGUGGGCGGAGGUUGCCCACCUGCGGAACACAACGAACGUGACCAAUGCGACCAUGGCGCAGAAAAUGCAGGAAAUUGGCACGCUUCUUCCACAGCUUCCUAUUCGUCCGCUAAUGGCUGGGGACUGCGACGCACAGCUGAAGAGCGCCGAGUGCGUCGGCAUGACGCUGCAGGGCAGCUGCCUGUGUUACGCCAGUGUGGACCCCCACAUGCAGGUCGUCAGCGAAGCGGAGGUUUUCGUGUGA
Molecule: messenger RNA, 4986 nt
Organism: Symbiodinium necroappetens
Lineage: Eukaryota; Dinophyceae; Suessiales; Symbiodiniaceae
Source: the annotation of a GenBank genome assembly